Molecule: messenger RNA, 4860 nt
Organism: Oryctolagus cuniculus (rabbit)
Lineage: Eukaryota; Metazoa; Chordata; Mammalia; Lagomorpha; Leporidae
Gene: SS18L1
Product: SS18L1 subunit of BAF chromatin remodeling complex
Biological process (GO): positive regulation of dendrite morphogenesis; positive regulation of transcription by RNA polymerase II
Cellular component (GO): nucleus
Molecular function (GO): transcription coactivator activity
Source: RefSeq, a predicted model, not a curated record
GCGCGGGGCGGCGGGGCGGGCGAGCCCACGGCGCGGCGUCCCCCGCGCCUCCCGCCCCCCGGCGACUGCGGAGAAUGAGCUCUUCGGGCGGCCGAGCGCAGCCGGGGAAUAAGCCCUGAUGGUCACGGGCUGAGCCCCGCGUCGCCGCAAUGUCCGUGGCCUUCGCGUCCGCCCGGCCGAGGGGCAAAGGGGAGGUCACGCAGCAGACCAUUCAGAAGAUGCUGGAUGAAAACCACCACCUGAUCCAGAGCAUCCUGGACUUCCAGAGCAAAGGCAAGACGGCCGAGUGCACCCAGUACCAGCAGAUCCUGCACCGGAACCUGGUGUACCUGGCCACGAUCGCCGACUCCAACCAGAACAUGCAGUCGCUGCUCCCUGCCCCGCCGACACAGAACAUGAGCCUGGGCCCCGGAGCGCUGGCCCAGAGCGGCUCCAGCCAGGGCCUGCACUCCCAGGGCAGCCUCAGCGACGCCAUCGGCUCGGGCCUGCCCCCGUCCUCACUCAUGCAGGGCCAGCUCGGCAACGGUCCAAACCACGUGUCCAUGCAGCAGACGGCACCGAGCACGCUGCCCACCACCUCCAUGAGCAUGUCGGGCGGCGGCCACGGCACGGGGCCCGGCUACAGCCACUCGGGACCCACCUCGCAGACCGUGCCCAUGCAGGGCCAGGGCACCAUCAGCAGCUACGUGUCUCGGACCAACAUCAACAUGCCAUCCAACCCAGUUUCCAUGAUGCACCAGCCUGCGGCCACGUCCCACUACAGCUCCGCGCAGGGCGGGAGCCAGCACUACCAGGGCCAGUCACCCAUGGCCAUGAUGGGCCAAGGCGGCCAGGGGAGCGGCAUGAUGGGACAGCGGCCCAUGGCGCCCUACCGGCCGUCCCAGCAAGGCUCUUCCCAGCAGUACCUGGGCCAGGAGGAGUACUACAGCGAGCAGUACAGCCACAGCCAGGGCGCCUCGGAGCCCAUGAGCCAGCAGUACUACCCGGACGGCCACAGCGAUUACGCCUACCAGCAGUCGCCCUACACGGAGCAGAGCUAUGACCGCUCGUUCGAGGAGUCCACGCAGCACUACUACGAAGGAGCCACAGCACAGAAUGCCCUGAGAGUCUCGGAAGUAGAAGACAAGGUUCCUUUGCCAGCGAUCCGGGAAGGGCGCACCACCCACCACUGCUGUUCCAAGCUGUUCUCGAAGGAGCUGGCCAGGCGCCCUCCAGCCCUGAUGGUCUGCCCAGGCACCCCCAGACCGUGCCUCCAGCCCUGAUGGUCUGCCCAGGCACCCCCAGACCAUGCCUCCAGCCCUGAUGGUUUCCCCAGGCACCCCCAGACCAUGCCUCCAGCCCUGAUGGUCUGCCCAGGCACCCCCAGACCAUGCCUCCAGCCCUGAUGGUCUGCCCAGGCACCCCCAGACCGUGCCUCCAGCCCUGGUGGUCUGCCCAGGCACCCCCAGACCAUGCCUCCAGCCCUGAUGGUUUCCCCAGGCACCCCCAGACCGUGCCUCCAGCCCUGAUGGUCUGCCCAGGCACCCCCAGACCAUGCCUCCAGCCCUGAUGGUUUCCCCAGGCACCCCCAGACCGUGCCUCCAGCCCUGAUGGUCUGCCCAGGCACCCCCAGACCAUGCCUCCAGCCCUGAUGGUCUGCCCAGGCACCCCCAGACCAUGCCUCCAGCCCUGAUGGUCUGCCCAGGCACCCCCAGACCGUGCCUCCAGCCCUGAUGGUCUGCCCAGGCACCCCCAGACCAUGCCUCCAGCCCUGAUGGUCUGCCCAGGCACCCCCAGACCGUGCCUCCAGCCCCCACAGAGCUGGCUGCUGGGGUUCACUGGCGCUUGUCCGUGCCGGGUCACCUGGGCGGUUCUCCAGGUGAUGAGAGCCAGGCUCUCCUCGCGCUGGAGCUGCUUCUCAGAGCCUGUGGCUCCAUCUGUUGAUGUUGGGCCUGUUAACAUCUAUUGUGCGCCUGCUGUGUACCAGGCAGAGCUGGCCAGUCUGAUGAAUCGUCGCCGUCAGCUGUUGUCGAAUAAAGAUUGUGAGAACGUGCAGGCUGCCAGACGCAUCCAAACCCUGAGAAACCUGCCACGGCGCCCAUCGGUUAUCAGGCGCCUGAUGAAGACCCAGGGACUUGGGGCCGGUGCUGCGGCGUAGCUGCUGGAGGCACUGCCUGCAACAGCGGGGUCCCCUGUCGGCACUGGUUCCGGCUGCUCCGCUCCCAUCCAGCUCCCUGCUGUGGCCUGGGAAAGCAGCAGGAGCGGCCCCUGCACCCGCGUGGGAGGCCCGGAAGCAGCUCCUGGCUCCAGCCUGGCCCAGCCCUGGCCUUUGUAGCCAUCUGGAGAGAGAGCCAGUGGGUGGAAGAUCUCUGUUCCUCUCGGUAGCUCUCACUGUCAACUAAACAAAUCUUAGGGAAAAAGGACUGAGGUCUGCCGCCCUCGCUGGAGGCCUCCUUUGCCUUGGCCGGGCGGAGGGAGGGGUGCCGGGGCCUCUCUGUCCGCAGUGCUGAGCGUCUGGAGGAGCCAAGGUGCUUCUCCCGCGCGCCCGCCCCGAGUGGGAGCCCCUGUUAGUUUAUUAUCUUUGCAACUAAUUGAGUUUCCCUAGUAGGUUCUUAAGCCUUUCCAGUGUGAGCUGUCUCUCAGUGAGGCUGGUAUUUUUAAAGUGUAGUACUAGGAUCCAGGUUUGUUUUUUUUUUUUUUUUUUUUUUUUUUUUUUUUGGCAGGCAGAGUGCACAGUGAGAGAGAGAGACAGAGAGAAAGGUCUUCCUUUGCCGUUGGUUCACCCUCCAGUGGCUGCUAUGGCUGGCACGCUGUAGCCGGCGCACCGCGCUGAUCCAAAGGCAGGAGCCAGGUACUUCUCCUGGUCUCCCAUGGGGUGCAGGGCCCAAGCACCUGGGCCAUCCUCCACUGCACUCCCUGGCCACAGCAGAGGGCUGGCCUGGAAGAGGGGCAACCGGGACAGAAUCCGGCGCCCCGACCGGGACUAGAACCCGGUGUGCCGGCGCCGCAGGCGGAGGAUUAGCCUUGUGAGCCACGGCGCCGGCUGAGAUACAGUUUUAAAAUACUUAAAGUUUACACUGUAAGGAAAGUUUGUCACAGCCAGAAAAUUGGAAAAGUGGGUUUUUGGACUCUCCCAAUACCAGCUUCACAGUCUGGCCUCUUACUGUGCGUCUCCAUUAUCUCCUAGGACACUUUAAAAAAAGAAAAAAGAUUUAUGUACUUUAUUUGAAAGGCAGAGUUGCAGAGUCACAGAGAGAGAGAGAGAGAGAGAGAGACAGCUCUUCCGUCUGCUGGUUCACUCCCCAAAUGGCCACAACAACCAAGGCUGGGCCAGGCCAAAGCCAGGAGCUUUGGUUCUCCUGUGUGGAUGCAGGGCCCCAGGCACUUGGGCCGUUUUCCACUGCUUUCCCAGGCCGUUAGCCUGGGAUGCCAGCACUACAGGCGGCAGCUUUACCAGCUACAGCACUGGCCCCCAAGUUUAUCUGAGACAGGACACUAGCUCCCAUCUGCCAACUGAAUCCCAAAUGACCACGGUGGUGUAGGCUGGGUAGAGGCUGAAGCAGGAGCCAGGAACUCCAUCCGGGUCUCCCUUGGGGACGCUGGGACCCGAGUGCUUGAGCCAGCACUGCUGUGUGCACUCCAGGAAGCCGAGACCGGGAGCCAGAGCUGGGACUCAGACCCAGGCCCUCCAGUGUGGCGUGGCGUCGUGAUCAGCGCGUGAGCCACUGGGCCGGGAGCCGUUUCUGGGAUUUGCCUGCUGGUGCUGGACCGACCUCACCCAGCCACAGGAGUGCACACGGUGCCCUCGGCGUGUGUGGUGGAGCAAAGCCCACAGAGAGCAAGGCUGCGCUGAGAGUCUGCUGUUCGUAAGGGUGCCGCGAGGCCGUGGGUGGAGCUCCGGCCUCGGGACGCCUCCCACAAGACUCCCACGUCCUGGCUGAUGGUCCCCCUGAACUCGGCGAUGACUCGGAGCCAUGGUUACUCUCUCCUGAGAGCAGCUUAGGCCCUUCUCUCCGCCAUCAGCCUUCUUCCACAAUGAGGCAUUUAGCGGGGGUCUGCCUCGCCUGAACCUCCACCCAGCCCUGGGAGGAGGGGUGUCCUACCGCCACUCACGGGAGCCCCCGGUGGCGCCGUGCGCGUUUCCCAGCCAGGGCCCUGCCAAUGCUGGCUGCCGGUUCUCAUCCGUGCUGCUGCUCUCGACUGCGGGGACGACCAGAGGAUGGCCUGCCUCGCGACCUGUACGCAGGACAUGCCUCGCUCGGCUCCGCCUGGGCGCGGUGCCCCGGCCUCGGCCUCGGGUCCCAGGGCUGCGCCUCCCUGCCUGGGGUUUCCCUCACAGCGGAGUCUGCAGGGGCCUGUGCUCCUGGGAGCGGGCCGGCUGUGCUGGCCUCCUGGGGCUGCCAUAGCCAAGGACCACAGCACCCACCUCUGCAUGUUCUGUAGGCCGGAGUGCUGGAUCGGAGGGUCACUGGGCGGGUUCCUCCUGGGGGCUCCAUAGGAAUCCGCCCCAGUGCCCCUGCUGCUGCUGGGGGCCGUCUGCGUCCCUGGCCUGUGCAGGCCUCGCUGCCGGCCCUGCCUGCUCCCCCGGGCCCCGGGUCCACGUUGCCCUCUGCUCCGGACUCACCAGUCCCACUGCUCAGAGCCCGGGCGUAGGACUUGCGCGCGUGCGCUUGGGGCGCUGUGUGUCUUCGCUGUAGCGGGAACCGUUUCGUUUCUCUGGCUUCCCGUCUGUGAAGUUACACGAGAACACGCAGCAGCGGUGCUGGAAUCGUGAAACAGGACACCCCGACGCAGACCCGGGUCAGGGACUCCCAGUGCCCGUGCGGCAGGCGGGGAACCGGGGGCCGGCGUUCCUGCCUGCGAAUGAGCUCCCUGCCUCCC